AUUUUAUCGAAACAAAGUAUAAUCCAGUGCGCGUGUCAAAUUCAGCAUGGGGUUUUCUGUUGUUAUCAGUUUAAGUCGUUUCAGUUGAUUGUUUUUACUGUGCGAUUAUACUUUUUUAACAAUGAGGCCGAAUUACAAUUGCAAAUAGUGAUAGCCACUUUGAAAAAUGGAUAACCCAAACGACAAUGCAGCAUCAGAGCCAAGUUUGGAAGACAAAUCUUCAGCACCAGGAGAGGACGAAAAGAAAAACGAGAGUACCUCUAAUACCUUAGAAAAUAUUAAUCUUACUACUCACGAGGAAGAUGAUCCCGAGACUGAUGACGACGAUCCUCUAAAAGAAGGGGAAACAGCUCCGUUGCUAGCACCAAACGAAGAUUCCAAGGAGAGUAAACCAGAUACUCCAGCUAGCAAACCAUUAGCGCUUAACUUAGAUAAUCCAGGAAAUCAGCAAAUUGGUACUGAGCUUGUGACUAAAUCUGAUAAUACAAUGAGCAAACCAUCAAAUGAUAAUCCAUUUAAUAAGCCACUUAUUGAUGAUCCAGCAAUCAAACCACCAACGGAUAAUCCACUUAACAAGCCACUUAAUGGGGAUCCAGCUAGCAAAUCAUUAAAUGAUAAUCCACUUAACAAGCCAUUUAUUGGUGAUCCACCUAGCAAAUCACCAACAGCGCCCAACUUAGAAAAUCCAGGAAAUCAGCAAAAUGGUACUGGAUUUGUGAGUAAACUAAAAAGCGUGGCUGAAAAUUUUUUAUCCAGCAGUGACAGUAGCCGACCGACUGAAUAUGAUCCAGAAUCUCUAGACAAUGAAGAGUCGACUCCAUUGUUAUCGGGAAUUCCAUUAAAUAGACGGUUCCUGGAUAGACUAUGGUUGGUGCUUUUUAUAAUCCUCAUAGUACUAGCUGUUUCCAUUGGUGCAUUUUUGUUAAUCUGGUUGGGCCAAACACAAUCUGAAAGUGGUUUUUUUAAUUAUAUUCUUAAAAACCAAUGGAUUACCCUUGAAGCCGGAUAUGAAUCUCCAAAUCACAUGAGAAAAUUGAAACUUCCUGCCCGUAGCGUCUUUCUGAUCGAGCUUAAUUCUAUGGACAAAACAGUCUGCCGUGAAGCGGAAUCUUAUGAAAAUUGCGUGGAGCUUCUUCGCAAGAACCAGAUGAAAUAUGGGCACGAACCGGACAUCUUGUAUAAUUUUAUCGUGGACCAAGACGGAUCGAUCUACGAAGGACGAAGCUGGGAGCGGUGUUCUUGUAAAGGAAGUUUUACGGACGAAGAUAUAACAAUUGCCUUUUUAAUUGACCAUAAUUUCAUCAUAGAGGCCGUUCCAAGAUACGUGUUCAACUUUCUGAAUCAAGCCACAGUUGACCAGAAACUGGAUCCUUGUUAUAAAACUUUUGUAUACAACGGAACUAUCCUCUAUGUAGUUUCAGAUUACAUUAAAUCUCACCGAAACAUUUGUUAGACAAAUUAUUCCCAAACUAUAAACAUGAUUAGUCAAUGUAAACCAAAAAUAAUUAGUGUUAUUUGUUUUGUUGCUAUAUAAUAUUUACAUUGUUUAUUUUAUAAGGACUGCUUUUGCUUUGUUUCGUUGAUAUUUUAUAGUAAUUAAGUGUAGGUACUUAUUUAUUCUGUUAUUUAAAAACACAGAAGGCAUAGCUAGUUUCGUUCGACAACUUAAUUGCGAAUAAUGGUCACCUAAAGGCACGUAUCCACUAUGUUGGCGCUCCGCGCUUCUGUAACUUAGUGGUCCACAUAGUGGACACGUUGGAGGUCCCGGAUCGUGCAAAAGUGCGCGCUCCGCCUCGGCGCUCCAAUCGGUGGCAGUUUAUAUGUAGAGAAGCCAACGAAUUGUCAAUACGGAUGGAAUAGGCAUGAAGAAAAUUAAUGCGGCCAACAUACAAGAGAGAGGUCCUAGAGAGAGACAGAGAAUAGGCAGGAAAAUUUGACAGGCCGUGUAAUUUGAGUUGCGUAUAUCAACUUAAAUCGUGGAAAUGGACCUCAUAUUUAUAAUUCUUAUACAAUUCUAAAUAUAAAAGUAACAUAAAAACAUAAUCAAGGACUUCUUCACUUUAUAUAAAACAGUCACUAAUUUAGUACCUAUUUAAAUAGUUUUAAAAUGAUUUAACUCCCAAAUACUUUAGGAAUUAUUUGUUUUGAUAAAUACAAAUACUUUGAAUACAAUACUGAAAAGUAUUUAAACACCAAGUAUGGUACUCUGUACUCUAUUUACCCUGUAAAUACAAAAAAGUAUUUAAAUUUUGAAAUAAGUACUGCUAAUCAGCCUUCAAGUUAAAAUAUGAGGUCCAUUCAACGAACUGUUACUGAUUCAAUCGGGUCCAUUUAUAUAGGCAACUCAAAUUACACGGCCUGUGAAAUUUUCCUGCCCAUUCUCUGUCUCUCUCUCUAGGACCUUUCUCUUGUAUGUUGGCGGCAAUCUCGCUUCACUAUUUGAAUGGAACGGGGCCAUUCCAUCCGUAUUGACAGUUCGUUGAGAGGAGCACAUUUCUGAUAGAUUGCAGCAGUUGCAGGGAGCGCAGAGAGCCAACCUAGUGGAUACGUGCCUUAAGUAUAAAACUAUAACGUCAGAUGUUGUGUUUACAAAUAUUUCUGACCCAACUGGUAAAAGUUUGCCCGAAACAUAUUUUCUUAGAUACAAAACAAUUUUUCUAGUCGGAAUUUGAAUCAAUAAAUUUAAUAAAUUGGUUCAUAUUCGUUCUUAACUUUAUGUUGCUACUGCUAAAAUUUUUAUUAGUAAGAAUAUUUUUUUUGUACAUUUUUAUUUUAAUUUAUUUUCUGGCCUUCAACUUUCUAGCUAAUAUUCUUUAUUAUACGUUGUUUUCCCAUUUUCGUACCCCAAACUUUUGAACAUUGAUUGAGUUUUGUGUCUAAAAGAUUGAAACGCGUUGGGUAUUAAGGGUAUUAAGUUUGCAAAAAAUUUACUGUGCUUAAAAUAUUUAUCUCUUAAGGCACGUAUCCACUUUGUUAGCUAACCUCUUGCGCUCCGCGCUUCCUGCACUGCUCCAUUGGAUACAUCAUGCACUCUUCUACAGAUAAACCACCACCAAUUGGAGCUCUGAGUGAUGAAGCAGUUGGGGGAGCGCGGAGUGCAAGAGGAGCGCGAACAUAGUGGAUACAUGGCUUUAUAUUUAAAAAUCCAUUCGCUGAAUUUUUUUAUAGAUAAUCAAAGACUUCCUAUACAUUUUGUUUUAAUCUUCGUUUACUUACAGUAAGCAGAACAGUUUGUUCAACACGUUAAGUGUCAUAUGGUCUCUAUAUAACAUGGUCUCCCGCACUUUUAUGGGAUCAUAGAGCCUCAUAAAGCCACUAUUUAUGGCAAAAAAGUCAAUUACCCAAUUUAAAAAGUUUAGAGACAAAACCGUGUAAACGAUGAAAAAUAGGGUCAAUAAUUUUUCGUUUUAUUUUAACCCUUAACGACUAACUUAAAUGUUUCAGGACGUAGACUCUGACGUACAGUAUGUCAUACCAUUGCCUGUUCUCCUUUAUUUUCAAUAUGAAUUUAUUUUAUUUCACUGUUUUUAUUUUUUACUUAAACUACGGAAUGAUUUUUCACACUGCUGUAAAAUAAAAUAGUGCUCCAAAUAAAAUAAACUUUAUUUUUCCGAGAAAAAUACGAAGGCAUGCAUAAUAUUAAAAAUAUUGGUUGUUACAAAAUCCUUUAUAAACUGAAUUUCAAAAAAACUCAAGUAUUGGUAACAAAAAAUAGUAAAAUAGUGUUGAUAGCAGUUCUACAGAACAACUGGAAAAAUUUGCUGCCAUGCGAAUAGCGAAAUAAUACUCUGGACUGGAUAUUACCAUAAGGUUUGUUCCAACUCGAUACAAAACCGUUCUUGAACGGUUACGAGUAUGCGCAAUGACGAAAAAUGUGUUACUGCGCAUAAUUAUUCGUUAUUGCGCAUGCGCGUAACAAUUCAAGAACGGUUUUGUAUCGAGUUGGAACAAACCUAUUGUAACGUAAACACUGACAUGCGCAUGCGGUAGGUGAUACUACAAGAAAACGUUACGUCAAUGUAGCACAAACUCUAAACCAUACUAAAACUGCAGCGGUUGAGCGCAGGUACAAUUGCACACCACUUGAAGGUACAUACACAGAUGGUGUUCUAGGAAUCCUUUAUAAAACAACGAUAAAACACAUUUUACAACAAAAUAUAUUUUCGGUGCGGUAUGGCAUACCGCAUGUUAGCGGUUAAGGGUUAAAGAUACUUGCACUAGUCGUUUUAAGAUUAAAGCUUAAAUGUGAAUUAGUGUUACCGAUCUGCUGAAAUGGUUUUUCUCCCUCUUCUUAACUGGAUAUUAAGUAAAAAUGGUGAUGAAAACUACUCUUUAGUCAUUUGUUUUAAGAGCCACCAUUAUUUAUAAAACUCCGUUUUAGUAAUUUUUUUUCAUAUCCAAUUUUAGUUUUAAAUGAUUGACAAAAUUAAAUGGGAUAGCUGAAAUUCUAUCGUGAGAUUCUAUUGUACAAGCACAUUAUACUUAAUUCUACUUUACAGUUUUUUCUCUCCUCUUCUUCUUGUAUUUCGUUAAUUAUCUACUUUAGUUUCUUAUUUUCUGACAAGUUAAACUAGUGUUUUUUUUUCACUUGUAGGCAGAGUUCCAUAUUCCUUGUCGUGGGCAACGUAUUUUUAGGCACGGUAUUAUUUGGCCAUUAUUUGAGAAAGUUUGUCUUAAAUCUUAUAUUUUUUAUUUUAACCCCUCUCUUGAUACCCCGAGCCUGUUUUUAUGACUAAAAAUAGUUGUACUUUUUAUUAAAAAAUUUAAUGGGUUCUUUCUAUUGUAGAGUUAAGUGCCAUAAAUUAAAUUAAAGUAAUGGUACAAAUUAUUGACAGAGUAUCAAAUAUGGCUGAAUGACGUCGUUGAUCGAUUCAUUUCCCUGUGAUCUGUUAGGUUAUAAUAUAGUAAUAAAAAUAGUUAUUUUAGAGACUUAGUUUAAGUGCAUUUACAAAAUCAACAAAUCAACCAACUUUAUUUAUGUAUUAAUAAACUUUUUUAUGUAUUAAUAGUAAUAGAAAUUUUAAAAAAUAUUCAAAAAUAGGUGACAUUCUAAAAAGAAAAAGAAACGUUA
Molecule: messenger RNA, 5071 nt
Organism: Diabrotica virgifera virgifera (western corn rootworm)
Lineage: Eukaryota; Metazoa; Arthropoda; Insecta; Coleoptera; Chrysomelidae
Exons: 4
Coding region: 167-1453 (428 amino acids)
Biological process (GO): peptidoglycan catabolic process
Molecular function (GO): N-acetylmuramoyl-L-alanine amidase activity; zinc ion binding
Source: RefSeq, a predicted model, not a curated record